Molecule: messenger RNA, 2355 nt
Organism: Penicillium griseofulvum
Lineage: Eukaryota; Fungi; Ascomycota; Eurotiomycetes; Eurotiales; Aspergillaceae
Product: fungal specific transcription factor domain-containing protein
Exons: 4
Coding region: 1-2355 (784 amino acids)
Biological process (GO): DNA-templated transcription
Cellular component (GO): nucleus
Molecular function (GO): DNA binding; zinc ion binding
Source: RefSeq, a predicted model, not a curated record
AUGGGCCCCACGAACAUACAACAUACCCACAACCUGUAUCGCGGAGUACCCAACCCCUUUUUGAAACCAUUCGAUUUUCCUGACCAGUGGCUCCUUUUUCACUUGAUCUUCUUGCUCUCUCCCCUCAAAGACGAGGAGGUGAAUGCACUUCACUUCAGUGCGCCUCGACCUUUAUCCUACAUCUAUAUCUAUGGCCUCAUCCCGUUCAACAGGCAAGCGCCUCCCCAUCAGCUGCCAGGCCUGCCGAACACGAAAGAUCCGAUGCUCGCGCGACGGCCGGCCAUGUCAAACAUGUCUGAGCAAUCCUCGCCCGGUGAUAGCGUGGUACAGAACGAACUGCUGGCCCGAAUUCGCAAUCUAGAAGCCAUGCUCCAGAAGCAGAUGACCUCGCACGCCAGCACACCCACCGGUGGGGCAGUCUCGCCACUAGGAGGGACGAGUGCAGCUGGUAGUUUCUCCGAGCCUGAUAAUGGCUCUGGAUUGGAGACUUGGGACUCCUUCGGCCCCAUGUUGGAUAAUGUUGGCACGCUUCAUACUUCUCCUUCUGGCCAUGUACGCUAUGUGCCACUAGCUUCCCAAUGGGAGUCUCUAGUGGCGAAAAGUCCCGCUGCGGAGUGUUUGCAGAAUUUUGAUUCGGAUGCCGCAGAGGACGAUGAUGAUUUGCAAAUUCCGCUGGCGAAGAAUGGGAGUAUAUCGCGUGCCGAGCUGUUGGCGAUUCUCCCGCCUGGUCGGUAUUGUGAUACUCUGAAGGAUGUUUAUUUUCAGGUGUUUUCUACUGUUUUUCAUAUUCUUCACGACCUGACGUUCGAAGCUGAGUAUCAGCAUUUCUGCCAUGAUCCAGGUAGCGUGUCUACAUCAUGGCUGGCUUUGCUGUUCGCAAUUCUGGCUAUUGCUGUAAGCGCACUAGAUGAUGAUCAUCCUCUGCUGUCUGAUCUGGGACGAGAGCGAGCGGUUAGCCGGAAUAUCAAAGUGCUGUCAGCAAGAUAUCGAUCCGCCGCGUUGCGGUGCCUUGCUGUCGAUGGGGUGAUAUCACGACAAUCGAUCAAUUCAUUACAAGCUUUAGUACUCAUAAAUUACGCCCGGGUCCACCGCGGUCUACCGAUCUGGACAUUGCUAGGAUUCACACACCAUGUUGCAAUAUCAAUGGGUUGUCAUUUAGACCCGGAGCGGUUUACUCUUGGGCCAAUUGAGCGAGAAGAGCGACGGCGGGUCUGGGCUGGAUUAAUGAUGCUGUACACCGUCCAAAAAACAGCAUUUGGAAGCCUCGACCAGCAGACUAUAACGCAAGACGUGAAAAUGCCCGCAGACAUUGACGACGUCGACCUACUCACCAGUCCAAGCUCAAAAAGACCAGCACCUUCGCCAUACCCCCGCCCAACACAAAUGACCUACCUCCUUUUGAAUUUCCGACUAUACAGAAUCUCUUCGAAGGUUUGCGAAACGAUAUUCAGCUACCCGAAUACAUCCCGCUUCACCAUCUCCCACCUGGAAGCCGAGAUCAUAUCCGUCCGUGAAAUGGUCGACGCCCGCUAUACACCCGAUACAAACAAGCCCCUGCUCGUUCACCACCAAGCCAACCACCACAUUCUUUACAGCCAGAUCCACCAACUCCUCCUCCUCCUUCUCCGUCCAAGUCUCUGCCGCUACCUCCAAGGCGAGAUUACACCUGAAACAUGCGCUACAAGGGCAAAGUGCAUCGCUUCCGCCAAGGCUUCACUUUCGAUCUUUGAAACUCUCCUCGAAACACCAUCGUUCAAGCCCUACAAAUGGUAUACCGGCGGACUAGGCAGUUUUCAUGCGUUCCACGCUGCAGUCACAUUAGCUGUCAUCCUGCUCAUUCCUGAGGGCCAGCACGAGUAUGAAGAGCUCAAAGAUAUCCUCGAUCGAGCACUAGAUAUGUUCGCCUCGCUGUCGGUCCGCAGUGUUUUCUGCAGCAAGGCUGUUCCUAUAAUUCGACAGAUGAUUGACGUUGCCUCAUCGAAAUACAACCCCCAAUCACUCAGCCACUCUCAAUCCCACCUCCAAGCCCAGGCCCAGGCCCAAGCCCAGGCUCAAGUCCAUCACCAACAAAACCAAGCCAAUAUCCAAUCACAGCCCCACAACCACCUCCUACCAAGCAUUCAACCCCCACUCUCAAUGCCAAACCUCUCCUCGGGGAUGACAAUGCAGGACAACUAUGCCCUCUCACACUCACACUCUCAAUCCGGAUCGCCGGUGCCAACUAUUGCAUCGACCUCCAGUGAACACACCAUGCAUUCCGGUUUUGGGCAGAUGCAUCCACAAAAUUGGAUUGGUCCGACCUCUGUUCCGUGGGAUACGUUAGGGCCUGCCACUGGGGGGUAUGGGUUCGAUUAG